UACCAGGUGGGGAUGGUCUGGCUACUGCAGCGGACAGGAGGGGAUGGGGGCGCAGCGGGCUGUCGGCCUUGAGGGUCUGUGGUGACUGACAGCAAACACCCGAGUUUUCACCAGCUGCCUUUUGGUUGGAAGGUGGGUGGGCCCAGGGGGUACUUUUGCCCACCGAUCACAACCUGUCCAGGUGGGUGGGAGCCGCCUGUCUGCGCUGCCCUCGCCCCAUGAAGUGGGUCACAGGGAACUGGGGAGAGCCAGCCCGGGCUCAGACUCGCUGAGGGGUUCAUUGUGUCCCGCCCCUCGCCAGAUUUCUCUGCAAAGCGCGUCUGCCCGGGUUCGGGGCCGGUCCGCGCCCCCCGCCCGCCCUGCCGGCCGCGCUCGGCUGUCUCCGCGCCCGACGCUCGGCAGCGCUCGGCUCUCUCCGGCCGCUCGGCUCCGCGCUCGGCUCCGGUCCGCGGCCGCUGCGGCGCCGGGCAUUUCUCCGCAGCUCGGCUCGCGGCCGCGCCCUCCCGGCCCGCGCCCAUGCAGGCCAUCAAGUGCGUGGUGGUCGGCGACGGCGCCGUGGGGAAGACCUGCUUGCUGAUCAGCUACACAACCAACGCCUUCCCCGGAGAAUACAUCCCCACAGUUUUCGACAACUAUUCUGCGAAUGUGAUGGUGGAUGGGAAGCCCGUCAACCUGGGGCUGUGGGACACCGCCGGGCAGGAGGACUACGACCGCUUGCGGCCCCUCUCCUACCCCCAAACUGACGUCUUCCUGAUCUGCUUCUCCCUGGUGAGCCCAGCCUCCUUUGAGAAUGUUCGAGCCAAGUGGUACCCAGAGGUUCGGCACCACUGCCCACACACGCCCAUCCUCCUGGUGGGCACCAAGCUGGACCUUCGUGACGAUAAGGACACCAUCGAGCGACUGCGAGAUAAGAAGCUAGCGCCCAUCACCUACCCCCAGGGCCUGGCCAUGGCCCGAGAGAUCGGUGAGCUCUGUCAAGUACCUGGAGUGCUCAGCCCUGACCCAGCGGGGCCUGAAGACAGUGUUCGACGAGGCCAUUCGGGCUGUGCUCUGCCCGCCUCCCGAGAAAAAGCCAGGGAGGAAGUGCACGGUGGUCUAGAGCCCCCUCUUCCGGAGGAGCAGCCCCUCCCUGCCUGUGUCUGUUGUGCUGAGAUGUGUCCUUGAGUCUGCUGUGGGGGGUGCUGGGGGUGGGGAAGGGAAAGAAGCAUGGGGAUGAGGCUGCUGCUCCUGGGGCACCGCGGGGACCAUGGGGUCCUGUCUGCUCUGCCUCAUCUUCGUGGGGACGCAGCUCCAGCCUCCCCUGGCCCCCACGGGAGGCUGGAAGGGAGCAGGGUCUCCCUCAGGCUGUAGGGGCGGGUCCGGGGCAGCCCCAGGAUGGGCUUCCCAGAUAGGGGAGUUUGGGGGGGGGGUGGGUUCUGUCCUUGUGCCCCAUGAUGGGGCAGCCCCUUCUUAUUUUAUACAAUAAACCUUCAUCUCCUGUUCUUGACUCACUACCUGCCCUGCCCAGGUCUCUCCCUGCCUACUCCUCCACCCGAGGAUGCUAGACCCCCAACCCCUGCCAACCAAGGGUACAGAGCAGGUGAGCUUAACACUCCCCAUCCCCCAGCCGAAGGCCAGUUGAGCCCUCUCAGUCUCCAUAGGAGGGACCCAGAUCAAAGUGAGAAUAAGUGUGCUUGGCCCAUUCUGAAUAAAGCAAGCCCCUCCUGUGCUCACCUCAGGCCUCCGGGAGGGCACAGCACCCUUCAGCAGCUCCCAGGGGUGGCACAGAACAGUCUGCAGUCAGGCCCUAGGAGGCCCUGUGGAGCCCAGGCUAAGGCCAGGGGUCACUCAACUGAGUGUUCACGAAGACACACCGUCAAGAGGGAGGGCGUCCUGCAGCUGUGGAGGUGUGGAGAGGACAGGAGGGGUGGCAGACGGGUCAAUAGGUUGGGUUUGCUGGGCAGACAUGACGGGAGGUGAGGGGUGGGCCUGGCCUGUCACUAGGACUUCACCCCUGGGGCCUGCAAGGCACCACUCUGGGCAGAUCCGUGACAUGAAGCUAAGUGACACUCAGCUCCCCUGCAGUAGUGUGCAGACGGUGGACUGCUGGAGUUCAGGAAUUCUGCUAGCCAGUUUUUAAGUAACCACUAUUAAGAAUUACAUAAACUUGAAAUCAGUUGUAUUUUAAAAUGAAAUUAACAAAUACUCAACAUUUGUUCCAUCACUUCCUAAACAUUUUUGUACAUGUACUGUUAGCUGUGCUUUGGGGUGUAAGCCUUUUGUGUCUGUGUGGUGAAGACAGCAUGGAAAAGUGGAGGACAGGCAUCUCUGUGCCAGCUCCACCUCAAGGACAUCACACAGGAGGGAAUAUGUUACCAUGGAAGUUGGCAAAUUCUACAGCUGGAUCUUGCGCUGGACUGUGCCCAGUACAUGGUGAAGGACUCACAACGCUGAGGGAAUAUUCUCUCCGUAACUGAAAACCACCACCUGAUUCGGCAAAGAAGUCAUUCAAUCGUGAACAAAGCGGUGGAGUUCCAGCAUGCAGCCUGCUCAGCUCACUUUUGUUUUCUGCGCUGACUUAAGGAAUACCAAUGAACAUUCAUGUUAAAAGCACCACCACUUCCACCCUAGAGGUCUCUGGACAGGGCCGAAAGCCAUCCUCGGUCAAAUUCACUACCCUCCUUAGAAGCUGGGCUUCUGGAAGGUCCUACAUGUCUGCCAGGGACUUAGGCCCGAAAAACUCUGGC
This is a messenger RNA of Capra hircus (goat), 2726 nucleotides long. RefSeq names its product ras-related C3 botulinum toxin substrate 3 (rho family, small GTP binding protein Rac3) (gene RAC3). NCBI's taxonomy places the organism in Eukaryota, Metazoa, Chordata, Mammalia, Artiodactyla, Bovidae. Gene Ontology annotation, biological process: motor neuron axon guidance; regulation of actin cytoskeleton organization; actin filament organization. Gene Ontology annotation, cellular component: cytoplasmic vesicle; cell cortex; plasma membrane. The transcript is spliced from 6 exons. The coding region runs from base 517 to 1164 and encodes 215 amino acids. The record is from RefSeq and is a predicted model, not a curated record. Gene Ontology annotation, molecular function: protein kinase binding; GTP binding; GTPase activity.